AUGGACAAGUGCGACAUGCAGCGGAGUGUAGAAAGCUUACGACAUCAGCUAAGCAUUCAGAGAUUACCCGUAUCACAGUCAGCUAAUGAGAUGAAGCGAUAUAUCGAAGGACAACAGGAGAACGAUCCACUAGUGAAUCCCGUUGAUAAACGAUGCAAUCCUUGGGCUGAAAAAUCAAAAUGUCAAAUUCUGUAA
Molecule: messenger RNA, 195 nt
Organism: Brugia malayi
Lineage: Eukaryota; Metazoa; Nematoda; Chromadorea; Rhabditida; Onchocercidae
Gene: Bma-gpc-2
Exons: 2
Coding region: 1-195 (64 amino acids)
Biological process (GO): sensory perception of taste; phospholipase C-activating G protein-coupled receptor signaling pathway
Cellular component (GO): heterotrimeric G-protein complex
Molecular function (GO): G-protein beta-subunit binding
Source: RefSeq, a predicted model, not a curated record